UAUCCGUCCAUCCUUCAACAAUCAGGUCCGCUCGGAAGGCCCCAUCUAUACAUUCAGUCACGAUCACGUGUGGUUGAUACGCGCUGUUUGCCUUGUUUGUUGAGAUGUGGGCCAAGUUUAGCUCGGCGCUGAAGUCCAAAGCGGCCCCCGCUGAGUCGGCUUCUCUCACCCCGAACCCGACUGCACAUCUUAAUCCCGCUGGAUCUCAUGGCGAGGUCAUGUCAAGCGUCUUCGAGCAGCAUCCCAACCUUUCCGUCUUCCGUUCAGCCGACCGAAGCGAGCCACAUCCGAUUCCGCCCCCUUCUCCGUCAAGAUCCGGGCGUAUGAACAUUUUAAGCGCCAUGAAGAGCACCAGAGAGCACCAGAUCAGACCAAGCACAUGCUUGGUUACUAUAGAACACAUUGUAUGUAGUCAUAUGCCACCGCGUGCAAGGCCGGCCAGCUGCAAGAAAAUAAGCCCGAUGACACAGUUUGGCGGUUCGAACGGGUUCGAACCGCGUUCGACCUUGGCAGCCUCUCCUCGGAUUUGGCCGAACCUGAACCCCGAACUCGAGUUCAGUUCGGUCCGGUUCAGGUUCGAACCGAUUUCCGAACUGAACCUUGAGAGCACUAGUACAAUAAGCCCGCGGAUUUAGCUUUCAGGUGAUCUUACUCUACCCCACGAUGUCCUCUCUCGCUGCUGCUGCAGAGAGGCCAGCAUCCACCUCCAGUGCGUCGGAAACGACGACGAACCUCGCGGGAGAUCUCGAUUUGGAGGCGCGUUUCAAGGACGGUAAAGACAGGGUGGGAGAAAAAUCUGACGCGCAGGAAACACCGGCACCUAUGCCUGAGACGCUGGCUGCAGACGAUCCAGAAAAUCCGCGCAACUGGAGCACUGCUUCCAAAGUGGUUGCCAGCAUUCCUUCACUUAUGAAGCGGUUCGGGAUCUCAGAGGAAGUUGCUCUCCUGGGCGUAAGCCUCACAGUUCUUGGAUUUGCAGCCGGGCCGCUCAUUUUCGGCCCUGCGUCGGAGCUAUAUGGGAGGCAGGCAGUGUACCGAUUCACCGCAGUGUUCUACAGCGCGUUCUUGUUCGGUGCCGCCUUCGCACCGAGCGCAGCGGGUCUCUUGAUCUUUCGGUUUCUAUCUGGAUUCUUCGGCUCGGCGUCCAUCAAUAAUGCACCAGCAUCCAUUGGGGACUGGACAUCUCCAUCGAAUCGCGGGGCGUAUACGGCCCUCUAUGGCCUAAUGGCUUUCGGCGGGCCCUGCCUUGGGCCUCUUGUCGCGAACUUCAUCCAGCGUGAUGCGAAUUACCACUGGAACCUGCGUGUUAUUGCGAUCUUUGGGACUUUCAUAGGCCUGCUAGUCGCACUAGUACCCGAGACCCAUGGUCCCACUUUAUUGAGGUGGAAACUGAGGCGGCAAGGGCAGGAGACACCGGCGCUGACUGUUGCCAAGAUUGUUGCCACCUACAAAGUUGCCUUGGCACGACCUGUGCUCUACCUUGUGACAGGCAAGCGACCCAUCUUCUCUCCCUCUUGCAGGAUCGUGCUCUAUGGAAUUCUGUACGGCUUCUUUGAAACAUUCAGUGUCGUUUAUGUCGAGAUCCGAGGAUUCAAGACCACUUCCUAUGGCUUGACCUAUAUCUCCCUGGGACUGGGUUUCGUCGUGUCGGCCAUUCUUCUUGCCACUGUCGGGCAAUACGACUAUCACAAGGCGGCCAAGAAGGCUGCCGCAAAAGGCCUGCCGAUGGAGCCCGAAGUACGGUUGACGUUGACUUGUUGGGGCGCAGUCGCAUCUCCCAUAUCGUUGUUCAUCUUUGCAUGGACGGCUCCCUAUCCCCGUGUGCACUGGAUUGCCUGUUGCAUCGCAGAGUUCAUCUUCGCCUGGAGCACGUUUCUCAUCUUCAACUGUUUUAUCCCCUAUUUGAUUGACUGCUACCAGAUGACCGCCGCCUCGGCACUUGCCGCGGGAAUGGCCAGUCGCGCGCUCGUUGCCAGCGUCUUCCCGUUGUUCUCCCUCCAGAUGUACCACAACCUCACAGUCCAGGGUGCAACAUCGCUCCUUGGCGGCAUUGCGGUCCUGAUGUGGGCCAAGUUUAGCUCGGCGCUGAAGUCCAAAGCGGCCCCCGCUGAGUCGGCUUCUCUCACCCCGAACCCGACUGCACAUCUUAAUCCCGCUGGAUCUCAUGGCGAGGUCAUGUCAAGCGUCUUCGAGCAGCAUCCCAACCUUUCCGUCUUCCGUUCAGCCGACCGGGGCGAGCCAAAUCCCAGUCCGCCCCCUUCUCCGUCAAGAUCCGGGCGUAUGAACGUUUUUAAGCGCCAUGAAGAGCACCAGAGAGCACCAUCGCCGAUGAAGGGACUGUCUAAGAAAGUUAAGAGCACCUUUGGCAUACAUGGAAACAACUCACAGCUGUCUUUGGGACCCUCUUCCCCGAUUCCUCCACCUGAAUCCUCAUCUACCCGGCGCUCCUCUUUCAAUCUCUUGAAACGCCCGUCCAUUGAAGCACUGCGCUCGCCCACGGGCGAAUCAUUCCGCUCUCUUUCCCGUGCAGACGAAUCGCGUUUCCUCGCAGAGUAUGAACAGCAGCGCCCAACAACACCUGCCACCGCAUUCGAGAACAAGUCAGGUUCCGUGCGCUCUAUUCUUCGCGAGAAGAACACGCCGGGGACAGGCCAGAAUGUCCGCUUCUUCUCUCGCGACGCCUACCGCGUCCUGAGUCCCGAGCAGUCGAUGGAAUCUGACUCAAAUCAAGACUUUCAAUCAAUGGCUCGGCCCACCUCUCCUAUUGCGCCUGCUUCGCAGCGGAGCGCAGUCUCACCGGUGCCCACAGAUGGGGCAUUCAUGGAGCGUCUUAAACGUGCUGGCUCGGAUGAUAGUAACGCGUCGAGCUCCUCGAUGCCUCGUAUUGGAAGUACUUCCAAACUUGUCAAGAAACGGCCCGCCCUGGGUGAACUAUUCUCGCCAACUGCUUCUCCAGAGACCAAUGCGCCAAGGUCACCCGCUGCUCAAGACAGCUCACGCUCCUUGUCGCAGAUGCCUCCAGGCUCGGAGUUUAGCAAUCUCUUUGAUGUCUCUCAAGAAUUAGAGCUGGAUCUUCCUGUCAUCCCGCCGCCAGGGCUUGGAUUUGACUUGGACUCUAUGAUGGGAUCAGCUCCCAAGCCGAUGACGUCGACUCCUUUCCGCGACAAGGGCAAAGGGAAGGAGGAGCUUAGAAUUGAAACCAGCGUCGACGAAAACAUUUUCCACGCGAAGGACAAGGCACCACAGCUCCCCGCCGUUCUCCACGAGCGCACCAACUCGUUUUCUGCUGGACAGACCAUGUUUUACUCAAUAGCCCAUGACGACGAGUCUUCAAAACGGACAUCGACGUCGUCUGAUUUCCCAUCGAGUGCACAAUCCAGUCCCGCGAAGGAUGAGGGCUCUGUCACAAGUCCUGCCGAGUCAUCGUCCCCCGUGGCUGCGGGGCGCCCACGAGCACUCAGCGACACUGUAUUCAUGUCGAUGCUCCGUUCUCCGUCUCCCAAGUCUCUUCCGGAGGCAGAUAUCAACGACGAAUCGUCUGCGGAGUUGGUGGUCUACAACAGCGAACCAGAUCCCUUCAGUGCCAAUGCCAAUACAUAUUACACACCUCAGACCAACAUUCCGCCGACGCCGCCACCGGCCGUUUCCCAUUCCCGGACUGGUUCCAAAGAGAACGACACAAUCAUCUCCCUCAAGACGCAGCUGGCCCUGCAGACCGAACUGUGCGGGCAGUAUGAGACCGACUUGGCUGCACGGGACGAGCUGGUUGAUCUUUUGCGCAAGAAGCUGGACGACGUUGACCGUGAGGAGAAAAAACGGAGCAACGUCCUCAAGUCGUGGAAGAAGAAGGUCGUGGAGCUCGAGCGAGCGUGCCGUUUGCUUGAGGAGGAGGUCGAGGGAUCCCGGCAUGAGAGUAUGGAACGCAGCAUCAUGGACGAGGCAAGCUCUGAGGCACUCAGGAUGCUACACAAGCAAAUCUCGAAACUUGAGCGAGAGUGUGACGAGCAGAAGCGAAUCCAGGCUGUGGUGAGGGAGGAGAAUGGUUUGUUGGAGGUUCGAUUGCGGGAGAAGAGCGAAGAGGCGAACCGCUUGAAGGAGGAUCUGUGGAGCCGCGACGAGAAGGAACGACAACUGGAACGAGACAUGAAUGCGAUGAGCGAGCAGGUAAAUAUGCUCAGCAACGUCAGCAUCGCCAUCGACGAGACCGAACUGCGGAAGAUCGCUGCUGGACCGGGUUUCGUUGUGGAUGGAGACGAGGAGCGCCAGCAUCGCAGCCGGGAACUUCAAUGGGACCAAGAACGCGAGGAACUGGUCGCUGCCGCUGAGACUGCCAAACUGGAAAAGGCGGAUGCAGAGUCGGAACUGGACAACUGCAAGCAGCAACUGGGAGAGCAGGCCGAGCAGAUGGCGAUGCUGAAGAUCGAAUUGGAAGCACAGUGGGAGCACACCGAGAAGGCGGCUGACAAGCUCGAGUUGGUCCAGCAAGAGGCAGAGAGGGAGAAAGAUGAGCUCCAUGCGGAGCUGGUCGAAUUUGAGGACCGGGUGCUCACGCUCGAGGCCGAGCUGACUGAGAGCGAGAGUAAGCAGAUCGAACUCGACAACGAGGUACAGGCCUUGUGGGACGAGAAAGAGGCUCGGGACAAAGAGUUUGAAGAGAUCGCCGAGCAGAUCCACAACAAGGAAGCAGAGAUCGAGGCCCUCCAAAAUACGCUCAAAUCUGGCGAAGACAGGAUCGUGGAGUUGACUCAAGAGCGCCAGUACGCCCUGGACAACGUGACGCGGCUGGAAGAAAACAUCCGUCGUCGCGACGCUGAAGUGACUGAGUAUUCUCAGCGCGUUUUGGAGCACGAGUCCGAGGCCGAGUCGCUCCGGGAGCAGAUGAGUCGUCUGAAACGCGAGCAUGCGACUGCCCUCGAGAGUGCUUUGGCUGAGCGGGCUACGGAGAGCGACGAGCAGGCCCGAGUUGCACGUGACCGCGUCAAUGACUUCAAGGACGAGGUUGAGCGUCUGCGGAGGCAAAUCCACGAGCUGCAGCAGGAGAGUGCGGAUAAGGAAGUGAAGCUUGCGCAAAUGGGGAAGCAGCACAAACAGGACAAGGAGGACCUGCAAGGAAUGAACAUUGCGCUGGACUCGAAGCAGCAAGAAUUGGAACUGAUGAAGCGCAAAAUGGGUGUCCGGGGCACCGCUGGCUCGACACCAGCCCAAAAGACUUCUCAGCAGCGCCGCGAUUCGACGGUGUUCAAUGCGACGCCCAGUGUGGGCUCCCGGCCGCCUUCAGUGUUAUCAGACGCCGGCAGCGAUCGGGGCAGCAGCACUGGCAAACUGCCUGCGCUCACGCGUCUGAGCAACAAACCACCCGUUACCCGAGGAUCGAUGGGUCCGCCCCCCGCUCGGCCCUCUGUUUCGGGGACACCGACACCUGCCUCAUCUCUCUCGCGAUCCAUGUCUGCAAAACCUGCUCUGAGCUCGACUCCGGUUGCGGCUCAGCACCGAAGGGUGGUAUCGGCGACGCUUGACCAGUCAAUGACGCGAAAGCGACAGAGCAUGACACCAGGCGAGAAGGAGAACAGUUGCAAAAAACAAAUCCUGAUUCCUCAUUAUUAUCCCGGAUCCGAGCCUCACUCGGAGUUUUCUCACGUGAUCGUGACGAUCGUGUGCCGAGCCUUCGACACAAACACUACGUUUACUAUGUCACGCAGCGAGCGACGCACCGUAAGGCUUCCCCCGCCACCCUUGGUCGUUGGCUAUGCGAUCUGCGUCCAAUACUUCUACGAUGUCAUCACCCCCUUGCCCGAUUAUCGCAAGAGAUUCGAAGGCCCAGGUCGCCUGGGAUCGAGCCUUGGACCUGACUACUGGCAACAUUGUAUCACCUACGUACGCCAAUGGAAAGGUGUUUCCGGUCCUAUGCGCCUCUUUGAGACACCUGAACCCGAUGUAGACACCAACAAAUUCGAUCACACCUCGCAUAUCUUUAUUCCUGUCCGGACGGUGCUGUACAAGGAUCGACACCGCCAGUGCAAAGAGUCUCCCUUCGAUCAGGCCCACCUCGUAGACAUGGUCAGGAGGAUCGACUCGUUGGGAGGCGUGCUCGAUCCAUCGCGAGUGAAAUGGAGACAGUUCAAGCCACGGUCGCAGGCCAACCCAACGGGGUAUGACUACUCGAUGUAUGCAUCUUGUGGUCUGUUUCCUCCCGUGCGACGUGUUCAGUAUCCACCAUCGACUAUCGAGGAUGUCGAGGUUCUUUAA
Messenger RNA from Mycena citricolor, 6246 nucleotides. The record is from the annotation of a GenBank genome assembly. Lineage: Eukaryota; Fungi; Basidiomycota; Agaricomycetes; Agaricales; Mycenaceae.